GCUGAGAUUUUGGAGAGAUGGAACUAGAGGGUUUCAGGCGAUGUUUUAGCGGUCUCCUCGCCUGAUUGGACAUUGGAAAGAUGAUGUCAGACGACCGCAUGCGCCCCGGAUUGGAGAGAGCGGAGUAAACAAAGCCGCGAGGAGGAGGAGAGGUCUCCACAUCUCCAGACAGUCCGACCGACACGCCGAAUCCUACUUCACGCACAGGAGAGGGCGGCCCCGGCGGCGUGUGCUCGUCUGCUAAAGGCUAAAAGUAACAACGACUGUACCACUUUAACGUGUGACUCGCUAAAAAAAGACUUUUGGAAAAGCUAAAGGGAAACUUAACCAUUGUCUUUUAAUCCGGACGCUGUGCGGUUUUCUCGUUUGAGUGACAGACUUAUUACCUAACUGAGCGCGCAACUGUUCGAAAGUAUCGAGGGGAUCACACGUAUACGAGCUGCAAUAUUAUUGCGGCUCUGUGCGCGAACGCAAUUUCGAGAAAUAAAAUUAGUGAAGCUAACUCAGCGCAGACGCGCACCGGCUACACCAGCCGGCCGUUUGGAGACAGCCUGAGUCCUUUGAAUCAGGCUUCAUAGCCAGAGCAUGCUCUUAUGAUUGGAAGACAGAAAGAAAGUGAGAAAUUAAAAGCGAAAAAGACAUUUGGGACACUUUGAGGCGUGUUUGUGGGAACGUCUGCCUCUCACGUCCAGGUGUCCCGCCGAGCGGUGCGGAGUCUCCAGCUCAGGCCGGGAGCGCUGACAUGCUGCCCAAAGUCGAGACUGAAUCCCUGGGACUCUCUCGAUCGUAUGGGGAACAAGGGCUCAUGCCAAGGAACAUGCAAGCACCCCAGUUAAAAAUGAUGGACUACUCUUAUGACGAAGACUUGGACGAGAUGUGUCCCGUGUGCGGAGACAAGGUUUCAGGAUAUCACUACGGACUUCUGACCUGCGAGAGCUGCAAGGGCUUCUUCAAGCGCACCGUCCAGAACAACAAGCGCUACACAUGUAUAGAGAACCAGAGCUGCCAGAUUGACAAGACCCAGAGGAAGCGUUGCCCGUACUGCCGCUUCCAAAAGUGCCUCACCGUCGGCAUGAAGCUCGAAGCUGUGCGGGCAGACCGCAUGCGUGGCGGUCGCAACAAGUUCGGCCCGAUGUACAAACGUGACCGGGCCCUCAAGCAGCAGAAGAAGGCGCUCAUCCGAGCCAACGGCCUGAAGAUUGAGGCCAUGACCCAGGUGAUGCAAGCCGUGCCCACCGACCUCACCAUCUCCUCAGCCAUCCAGAACAUCCACUCUGCUGCAUCCAAGGGCCUCCCACUGAGCCACCACGCCGGCCACCACACUGGUCAUCACCACCACCACCACCACCACCACCAUCACAGCACUGCCCUGCCCCCCACAGACUACGACCGCAGCCCAUUUGUCACUUCGCCGGUCAGCAUGGCGAUGCCACCACAUGCUGGCAGCCUGCAGGGCUACCAGACAGCCUAUGGACAUUUCCAGGGUACGCGCACCAUCAAGUCCGAGUACCCAGACCCGUACACCAGCUCGCCAGAGUCCAUCAUGGGCUACGCCUACGUCGAUGCCUACCAGUCAGGCUCGCCACCUAGCUUCCCUCACCUGAUCGUAGAGCUGCUUAAGUGUGAGCCAGACGAGCCGCAGGUUCAGGCCAAGAUCCUGGCCUACCUGCAACAGGAGCAGGCCAGCCGAGGCAAACACGAGAAGCUCAACACCUUUGGCCUCAUGUGCAAGAUGGCCGACCAGACACUCUUUUCCAUUGUGGAGUGGGCACGCAGCAGCAUCUUCUUCCGUGAACUCAAGGUGGAUGACCAGAUGAAGCUGCUGCAGAACUGUUGGAGUGAACUCCUCAUCCUCGAUCAUGUCUUCCGGCAGGUGGUGCAUGCUAAGGAGGGCUCCAUCCUAUUGGUCACUGGCCAGCAGGUGGACUACGCAGUGAUUGCAUCACAGGCGGGAGCCACCCUCAACAACUUACUGAGCCACGCCCAAGAACUGGUGGCCAAGCUCCGCUCCCUGCAGCUGGAUCAACGGGAGUUUGUCUGCCUUAAGUUCCUGGUCCUAUUCAGCCUGGAUGUGAAGAACCUGGAGAACUUCCACCUGGUAGAAAGCGUACAGGAGCAGGUCAACGCGGCGCUGCUGGACUACGUCAUGUGUAACUACCCGCAGCAAACGGACAAGUUUGGCCAGCUGCUCCUCCGGCUGCCGGAGAUCCGAGCCAUCAGCCUGCAGGCCGAAGAAUACCUUUACUACAAACACCUGAAUGGCGACGUACCCUGCAACAACCUGCUCAUUGAGAUGCUACACGCAAAGAGAGCUUAGGAACGGACUGAGCCAGCCACAAUGCAGCUGUACAGACAUCCUGAGAGUUUUUCUUCAGCCUAAAAACUCCAAAUAAUGCUUUCACCAAACUGAACCUCCAGCUCAGACUCGGCUGUGCAAUGUGCACACACAAAGAAGAACAUAUGGAUCCCUUUAUUAUUUAAAAAAAAAAAAAAGAAAAAAAAAGAAGAGCCGCUUCUCCUCAACUACACAAAGACAAUAUUGAAAGGAAAAAAGAAAAAACACUUGAAACUCACACUGCAUUUGACGCUACGAGACGGGAUGUGAUCGUCUGCACUAGCACGGACUAUCGAGAACGGCAGGCUGCAACUUUAAGAAUUAACAACCCUUGAGUGUUUUAGAGCUGGUGACACUGUGGGAGGCUUUUUGUGCUGAGAAAGGAAGCCGAGUAACACCGCCCAUCUUUCAGACAGUUCUGUGACCAGACCAGGGCGGUUUAUUUUGGUUCGACGGUCCUGUGACGCGCUCUCUCGCUCAAACCUGCUGGUACUGUAAAAGACAAACGGACGAGCAGUCAACCAGGCCAGAGACUCUUACCUGCUGUCACAUUUGGUUUUCAAACUCACAUAAGAUGCCUAACACAGCAGCUUGACCUGACUGAAAAGGGACAGUCAAAAAUUGACAGUCAAAAAAUUAAAGGUCUAAAAAAAAAAAAAAAAAAACAAAACAAAAACAAAAGGAACAUUCUUUAAUGAACAAAAUGAUGAAUGGGUUAACAAGAAGAAAAGCAAGAUUUUUUUUUUUCUCUUGUAAUGGAAGUCAUUCGCUUCUCAUGGUUACCUUGUGAUUCCCCUUUCUUAUUUCACCUCCCCUGCAUCAUCUUAAACUAUGUACCUCAGAAAGACCAGUGUUAAAUAAAUUCAAUGAAUAAUGUCAGCUGAAACAAUUGUAUUUAUAGCCCUUUUUUCCACCCUCCCCCCACCAAAAAAAAAAAAAAAAACACCAUCCCUUUUUAUUAUUUCAUUACAGCUGGAACAAAAACAAAAGUGUGAUUCUGGAGAUGGAGAAGGAUCGACCCUGCCUUUGUCCAGAAAGACCAAAGCCUGCUGCAGAACAAAAGAAGGAAAUUACAGAAACCUUAAUAAUCAGUAUUAUUAUAAGAGAAAAAAAAAAAAUUGAUGUCACAGUUAUGUGAGUCUUGCCUUAUUUCAUUACCAUGCUAGCUAACCGUGCAGAUGUGAAUGGAAAUAUGUACAAAUAUAUAUAUAAAGUAUUAAUGUUGUAAAAAUUAAAAAAAAAAAAAAAAGAAUAAUUCAACAGGUGUUUACAUUCAUGUGGUCAUAAGGGAGAGAACUGUGAUGAAGCAUAAAUUGCAAAGCAAUGAUUUCCUAAAAAAUGAAAUCAACAAAAUGAAAAAAAAAAGAAGAAAAAAAAAAGAUCCCUCUGGUUCGCUUUCUUUGGUGUGUGUACAGUGUUUUAUUUUUUAUUUGUUUUGAGUAGUACUUAAAUUAUGUCGUGAGACACUAAAAUCAAAAAGGAAUCACACUUAAAAUAUUAAUUUCUUUCUGUCUGCUGGCAUUCAAACAUUUGUUUCUUAAGCAUUUCUGUACAAGGUUUCCGUUUCACUUUCGACUUUUUUUUUUUUUUUUUGUCCAGUUUUGUUCCCUUUUUUUUUUAUUUACAAUGCUUUUACCUUUUUGAUGUACAGUAUGUCACUGGUUACGCUUAAUAAUGAAGAUAAUUUAUUGCGUCUCUGGGUUUCCAUCUAUGUGUUACAUGACGUGAGGUGUCCGCGCCAGAAUAAAUUUUGUUUACUGUA
Scatophagus argus is the source of this 4097-nucleotide messenger RNA. It is a transcript of the gene nr5a2, whose product is annotated as nuclear receptor subfamily 5, group A, member 2. Gene Ontology annotation, cellular component: RNA polymerase II transcription regulator complex. Gene Ontology annotation, biological process: hormone-mediated signaling pathway; tissue development; regulation of transcription by RNA polymerase II. NCBI's taxonomy places the organism in Eukaryota, Metazoa, Chordata, Actinopteri, Scatophagidae. The record is from RefSeq and is a predicted model, not a curated record. Gene Ontology annotation, molecular function: RNA polymerase II cis-regulatory region sequence-specific DNA binding; nuclear receptor activity; zinc ion binding. The transcript is spliced from 7 exons. The coding region runs from base 743 to 2317 and encodes 524 amino acids.